Molecule: messenger RNA, 1031 nt
Organism: Schistosoma mattheei
Lineage: Eukaryota; Metazoa; Platyhelminthes; Trematoda; Strigeidida; Schistosomatidae
Source: the annotation of a GenBank genome assembly
AUUGAAAGGCGCGCCUUUGUCACUCACAAUUCCCCCGUUGCAUUACCAGUUCCAGCUGUAAAUAAUGAAUUUUUCAAAUGUACCGAAAGAACUCUCCCAUCUGAACGUGUUUUUAAGAUGUGCUUCGGAUCACUCGGCGAAAAACCCCACUAUCACAUACUACUGUCUCCUGCAUGCAUUUCAAAAAGGUUUAAGUAUGACUCAAAAAUCACCCCCUAUCAAGGCAUUUUUGACAACUCUCAUGGAUAAGUUAGAAGAAUUAAAGAGAAAUAAUUCAAACUGUGAAGAAAUUGCGAAUGAAACUGUUGGGAUUCCUUAUGUUGAACAGUAUGCCCUCAAGUUGUUUGAUGCUGCUUACCAGAGGGAUAUAAACUCCGACUUCGGACCUGCUACUGUAAAAUUAUUUCUUUCAGCUGCUACACUCUUAGACGUUGUUUCUGGAGUUGGAGAAGUAGGUGAUGAUGUGAGCUAUCAUUUACUCAUCCGGUGAUAUACUUUUUUCUAAUGAUAGAUCGAAAAGACCAGGAAGUAUGCCAAAUGGAAGGCCGUUUACAUCAGCAAAUGCUUGAAAUCUGGCGAAGUUCCAGUAGGUGGUCCUAUUGCUAACACCGAAGCUGCCUACACCCCAAAUAUUUCUGGACUAACAAAUACAAACAAUCUCUGCAACAAUGAAACAAAUCAACAACCUCAUGAAGUCCCCACCACUUGCAUACCUAAACAACCGCCUAGUCCUGAUCCAUCUGCAUCUGAUAAUAAUAUUACAACAAGAAAUUGGUUGAAUGUAGAAAAAGAUAUCAAAUGUGCAUUGAGUGCAUCAAAUUAUCAGGAUAGAGAAACAACCGUGAAAUACUUGAAGCAAGCGUUAAAAUCACUUGGAGUUGAUAUCUAAAUCUUAAAACGGUGUUUUAACUUUUAAUUUACAGUGCAAAGAUGUAUUUUAUAGUAAUUGGAACAUUGUCCCUUUUAUGUGAUAGUUUUUGAGAAUUUAUUACUGAUAUUUUAACAAAGUAAGCUACAAGUAUUAUGAUGGU